Messenger RNA from Prorocentrum cordatum, 1636 nucleotides. The record is from the annotation of a GenBank genome assembly. NCBI's taxonomy places the organism in Eukaryota, Dinophyceae, Prorocentrales, Prorocentraceae.
AGGGCAUGGCCAUGGCGACCAUGCGGCUGCCGCCGGAGGCGUCCGCGCCCGGCGAGCCGCCCGGGCCACGCGUGGGCUCUUCGCUGGAGGCAACCUUCGGGAGGCCCGAUUCCAAGGAGGUGCCCGAGCGGCCCACUGCGACCCCGGUGUUCUGGCCCAGCAGCUGCACGGAGAAGAGACCCUACUAUUACACGUCCGUCGAGCCGUUCCGUCCCCACUCGCAGAGCAGCAACCGCGGGUACCACCCCAAGCGCGGCUUCCAGGUCACCGAUCACGAGACCAUCUGCGUCCCCGCGCGCGAUAAGGUUAGGCGCACCAGGCGCGGUAUCACGAGGUGUUCGCGCGGCGCCGAGGUGGUCUACGCCGCCUCCCAGUGGACGGCGCUGGAGCUGGACGCGGAGGAUCUCCUACGGAUCAUGCGGGACCUCAAGCUACCAGCGAACCAGAGAGCUUGGACCCUGCGGAGGAUGGACAAGACAUUCGCUGACAUGACGGGCAGGAAGGGCUGCUGGGCCCGCGUGGGGCUCCCUUUUGAGGCGUACCUCGCCCUGUUCCCGAGGACGUUCGACGUGUACGGCGCCGCGGGCUCCAGGUGCCUGCGCGCCCUGCACGGAGCCAUGGCGCGCGUGGCCGACAAGGGUGAGGACGUCAUGGUGCGCCUGGCCCUUGCGCUGAGGACCGGGCGCGUGGAGGUGCGGCCCCCCUUCGAGCAGCCGCCGGGCCGCACGGCGGCCACGGUGGAGGCCGAGGCGCUGGCGGCCGCCGAGCGCGCCGCCUCGUACUUGGGCGACUCCGGGGACCAGUGGCCGACGGAUUCCGGCCCCUUCGCCGCCACGCCCGGCGGCGGCAGCUCGGCCUCGGGCGACGCGCCGAGGCUCCCGAACCUGCAAGGCUCGCUCGUCAAGGCAAUCUACAGGCCCUCGAGUGCUCCAUGCUGUCCCCAAGCGUAUCGCGGAGACCGCACCCGGCCGGCCUCGGGCUCCUCCGGCGCCGCCGGGGCGCGGGGGCGCCGCAGGCCCCACAGCAGCCCGACGCGGCAGGCCGCGCCAGGCUGAGCGCGCGUGCGCCCAGACGUCGCGCGCAGGGGCCGACAACACGUAGGAGGCGCGGGAGGCCAGAGCCACGACGGCCGAGCGCUGCUGGCGAGGCGAGCAGAACACCUGCGGCCCCGCGGCUCUGCAGCGGCGGCGAGCCCAGGGUUCUACAGACAUUGCGUGGUAGGCCUAUCGGGAUGCCGGGAUGGUCGGCCCCUGCUCAAUUGUGCGCUGCAGGUCGUGGGCGAGACACAUUGCAUCCGCAUCCGCGGCCUCGCGGGCUGGGCCCUUGUGCCUCGACCCCGCGGAUGUGUGGCGUUUUGCCGCGGGUGCUCUGCGAGGAACGUAUCCGUGAGGCUGCGUAUCCGCGGGAUCGGGCCCUGGAAUCCAUACCGCGAGGGCGUGAAUGUGGAUAGGCUCGUCGCUCGUGAGCAGGGCCGUCAUGGCAGUCGCGGGGGCCUUGGGGCGCUUGCCGAGGAUAGCUUGGUCCCGCGGCAACUCAUGUGGGCCUCAUGUUUUGGUCCCAACCAUCCUGUGGUGUUGCGUCCCCAUUUUGAAGAGACGGUCCCCGCGUUCCCUCCCUCCCUCCUCCCCUCCCUCCU